Molecule: messenger RNA, 897 nt
Organism: Xiphias gladius (swordfish)
Lineage: Eukaryota; Metazoa; Chordata; Actinopteri; Istiophoriformes; Xiphiidae
Gene: syce3
Product: synaptonemal complex central element protein 3
Exons: 3
Coding region: 295-570 (91 amino acids)
Biological process (GO): synaptonemal complex assembly; reciprocal meiotic recombination; spermatogenesis
Source: RefSeq, a predicted model, not a curated record
AGGGUAGAAAUGCCCACUGGACCCACUGGGCCCACUGGACCGACUGGGGAGAGGAUUGGGGCCGCAACCUCUCGCUGUCACCUGACUCUGGAGCCCCUGAACCGCCGUCACCUCCAGAGGAGAGAACCCGACUUCCUCUUUCUUUUGCGGCGGAAGUUUCCGUUGUCAAACACCUUUUCACAGUUUGGGUCAAGUGUCCAGUAGUUGCCCUUUCCUGUGUUAUCACGGAGUACAGUUGGUGAGACUCAAUUUUGGACUUUAAAAAGGGGUAAACAGCCUGACCAGCUUCACCAGAUGGCCGAUUCAUCUUCUCCCCCUGAGCGUCCGCAGGACAGCAAGGACGACGUGUUGGAGCUAAACAAAGAUUUAGAGAGAAUGACCGAAGGUGCUGAAAACAUAUCAGUGCAGCUGACCUGGAUGGCUUAUGACAUGGUGUCCCUGCGGACCAAUCCUGAGCUGGGGGCCUCUCUGCGGAAACUGGAGGACGCCCAUCACAGGUGCAGAGUUGCGGUGUAUGGAGACCGUGACCAGGGGCCUGAGAUUGCUGCCACCACACUCACUCAGAUGUGAUAUUUUCUUCAGUUUCCAGUUCACAAAUACUUUACUGAGUUAAAGAGGAUAAAGUUGUUAUAGUAGUAUUAGAUUAAUUUGUAUUGUGUAAAACUAAAUACUGCAAUUGCUGUAGUUCAGUUUUUUGCUAUGGGGAAGCAGGUAUUUGGACUUGCCUCUCUGUGUCUGACUACAUUAAAACAGGAUGUUUCAUUCAGUAGUGUAGAUUGUAGCAGUUUGACUGUCAUCAGUUGAUGUUAGCAUGGCCUGCAAAUACUGUUUGUUUUGUACGUGCUAAAUUGAUGUUAUAUAUUUACCCUGUAAAUGUGAAUAAAUAAAAAACAUUAA